AUGAAGUUGAUUCUAUCCAGUUCGAAUAUUAUGCAAGCGGGACGGCAAUCCGUCAUUCGCCAGCCUCUGACGCAGAAAUCAAACGUUGAGCUAAUCAACUCGCUCCGAUCGAACUUCCUUGCCUCUCAACAAACCGAAACGUCACCGGCCAACGGCACCGACACCGACACAAAUGGUCGCUCAGCCGUAUCGCAUCCGCCCUCUUGGACCCUACAGACCGAAGAUGGCCUCUAUAUCCCCGCGAUCGACUUCUCACAUCCCGGCCUGUCAGAGGAGCGCGACCAAUACGAUAUCACAGUGAAGCUAUUCUACCUACCGGGGAUUCCGGUGUCAAGGCGUUGCGCACACACCAGGGAGGCAAUUGAUCUGGUAUUGAAGGAGCUACACAUCAAAUCUAUCGAUCUACUGAUUGUCUCGUUCCCGGGGAUCCUGUUCGAUGCAGACGACGACAGUGAAGAAGAAGACAACGAGAUGAGCAAUGGUGAACCGGACGAUUUCGACAGCAUGGUGCAGACAUGGCAGGUGCUGGAGUCGCUGCACGAGCAGGGCGUGAUCUCUCAGCUAGGCGUUGCUGAGUUCGGCAGCGAACGCCUGGCCCGCUUCCUGCCACAUACCAAGGUCAAGCCCUCGGUCGAUCAGAUCAAUCUUAAGGAUUGCUGUGUCGUUCCUAAACAUUUGAUUCUCUAUGCGAAACAAGAGCAGAUUCAACUCCUAACCCAUAACGACUGCCAUGAUAUUCUUCCUGUCGGCACGACGCGGGAACUGCUCGGUCCCGCGGAGAAGAGCGGUGCGGGGAUAUUGGCUUCGUCUCCCGAGGCCAACGACGGCAUCCAGGGAGAUGUCGAGCCGCAGUGGGUGGUCAAGUACACGGCAGUCGUCAAGGAUCGCGGAGUAGUCGAGAACAAGGGGUAUUUCGCGUCGGCUGAUGUCGGCACAUGUCUCAAGGACCGGUCAUGA
Molecule: messenger RNA, 957 nt
Organism: Penicillium samsonianum
Lineage: Eukaryota; Fungi; Ascomycota; Eurotiomycetes; Eurotiales; Aspergillaceae
Product: putative gamma-cysteine synthetase regulatory subunit
Exons: 2
Coding region: 1-957 (318 amino acids)
Biological process (GO): glutathione biosynthetic process
Cellular component (GO): glutamate-cysteine ligase complex
Molecular function (GO): glutamate-cysteine ligase catalytic subunit binding; enzyme regulator activity
Source: RefSeq, a predicted model, not a curated record